AUGCCAAACAGUGGGACUGCAUCCGCUGAUUCACUACCUAAUGUGGCUGCUCAUCUACCCUCAAUAUUUAUGUCCCUGCGCACUAAACUUCCGUCUCACGUAUUAGCCAUUCGGCCCUGGUCACUGAGUGCAUCAAUAAUUCCAACCUUAUUAGGCUGCACCAUAGCUCAGAAACUAAAUUCCAACAUAGAAUUUAGUCUCCUGACGUUGCUGUUGACUCUACUAACGGUUGCCUUGGUUCAUGGAGCUGGAAAUGUGGUGAAUACCUACUAUGAUUAUGUCCGUGGCAUUGAUGGCGGUAAUAGUGAUGAUCGAACCUUGGUAGAUAGAAUUUUGUCUGAGAAUGAAGUUGAAAGGUUAGGUGCUAUAUUAUACUUUUUGAGUUUUGUUACAUUCUUUUGGCUCGCCAUCAUAUCUCAGGCAAAAAUGGGUCAUCUAGCUGCUGCCUAUUUAUGGGGUUUGAGCAUCUCAUUUCUGUACACUGGUGGAUUUGGUUUCAAAUACAUUGCUCUUGGAGACUUAAUAUUCUUGAUACUGUUUGGGCCUGCGUCAGUUUUAUUUGCUUAUUUAUCUCAUACUGGUCAACUUAAUUUGGAACCAAUAUAUUAUGCUAUACCUUUAGCAUUAAACACUGAAGCUAUAUUACAUAGUAAUAACACAAGAGAUUUAGAAAGUGAUAGAAAAGCUGGUAUUGUUACAUUAGCAAUAUUAAUAGGUCGGACAGCUUCAAUAAUUUUUUAUGGAUUUCUUCUAUUUACUCCAUAUAUUAUGUUUGUUGUUUUAUCAGUGAGAUAUUCUAAAUGGUUUUUAUUGCCAUUAAUUACAAUGAGCUAUGCAUUUAAAAUAGAAAGAGAGUUUAGAGACGGUAUAAAUAUUCAGUCUGUACCUAAACGAACUGCUAAUUUAAAUUGUAUUUUUGGAAUUUUAUAUAUAUUGGCUGUAAUGGCAGCUGAUAAAUCAAAUUUACCAUUUAAUAUCAAUUGA
Molecule: messenger RNA, 984 nt
Organism: Macrosiphum euphorbiae (potato aphid)
Lineage: Eukaryota; Metazoa; Arthropoda; Insecta; Hemiptera; Aphididae
Source: the annotation of a GenBank genome assembly